Molecule: messenger RNA, 2937 nt
Organism: Manduca sexta (tobacco hornworm)
Lineage: Eukaryota; Metazoa; Arthropoda; Insecta; Lepidoptera; Sphingidae
Exons: 2
Coding region: 68-733 (221 amino acids)
Molecular function (GO): nucleic acid binding; zinc ion binding
Source: RefSeq, a predicted model, not a curated record
CGCAGAUUUAAAAUUCGAUGAGUUGACAAGUUUGGUUGCUGACCAUUUGCAACCCAAACCUUCAAUAAUGGCUGAGCGUUAUAAAUUUAGACAGCGAAGACAACAGUCAGGUGAAACUGUAUCGCAAUUUGUAGCUGAAUUGAAGAGGCUGUCACGACAAUGUGAGUUCAAAGAAACUUUAAACGACAAUCUUCGUGAUCAAUUUGUGUGCGGGUUAACCAGUGACGUCAUCCGACAGAGACUUUUUGCUGAGUCAGACUUAUCGUAUUCAUAUGCAGUCACUUUGGCAAUGUCAUUGGAAGCCGCCGAAAGAGAUUCUGCGGCGGUGGAGGGUAACAAGGCGAACACAUCACAAGGUGCGGACGGAUUAUACGAUAUAACGGUAGCAAAUUAUCAACACGCCGGCAGCGGUGCAACAAAAGAAAAUGCGGGCAGUUGUUCAAUAUGUGGUAUUUUUGGACAUCGUGCUAUGCGCUGUCGUUACAAACACUUCAAGUGCAAUGACUGUGGGAAAGUGGGCCAUCUGAAGCGUAUGUGUCCCCGGCGCCAACGGGGAAGUGAAGAGAGUGCGCCUCGUCGGCGAACUACAAGCAAGCUGCGUCAGGAGCCUGCAUAUUUUGUUGCCGAGGUGCGCAAUGAAGGAAGAACUGAAAUUGGUCACUCGUCAGAAUCGGAUGGGGAAGUGGAAGCGAUGCAUCAGAUGUCCUUGAGAAAGUACCCAGCGAUACAGUGAGUUGUUUGAUGGAGCGCUGGGCCGGUACACGGGCGGUCGAGCGACGCUUCACGUGCGGGAGGGCGCCGUGCCGGUGUUCUGUCGCGCACGCCCUGUGCCGUAUGCGCUGCGCGACCGAGUCGACAAAGAGUUAGACAGCAUGUUAGAAAAUGGUACUAUUGAGCCGGUGGAACAUUCUGAGUGGGCUACUCCUUUAGUUUUAGUGAAUAAGUCUGACGGAAAAUUACGAGUAUGUGCUGAUUUUAAAGUAACGUUAAACCCCGUAUUAUUGGUUGACAAAUAUCCUUUACCUCGUAUAGAGGACCUUUUGUCCAACCUUAGUGGUGGUAUUCAUUUUUCAAAAAUUGAUCUGUCGCAAGCCUAUAAUCAAAUUGAAUUAGAUGAAAGCUCAAGAAAAUACACGGUGAUUAGUACACACCGUGGUCUUUUUAAAUAUAACAGAUUAGUAUAUGGACUAGCUUCAAGUCCGGGAAUCUUCUCUAGAAUUACUACCAGCCUCUUGUCUGAUAUCCCAGGUGUAUCAGUUUUUUGUGAUGACGUGUUAGUGACAGCAUCAACAAGUCAAGGGCAUUUACAGGCUCUCAAGGAGGUGUUUGAAAGAUUAAAGCGAAGUGGUCUCAAAAUAAACAAAAAUAAGUGCGUAUUUUUUGCCGACUCUGUCAGCUACUUAGGUCAUAUUAUAGAUAAAAAUGGUAUUCGAACAGAUCCAGAUAAAAUAAAAGCUAUCGUGGAUUUGCCCAGGCCAACCAAUAUUACUGAACUCCGAUCUUUUAUAGGCAUGGUUAAUUUUUAUGGCAAGUUUAUUAAGAAUCUUAGCAUGCAUUUAGCUCCGUUAUUUAAGUUAUUAAAAAAAUCAUCUGAGUGGUCAUGGAAUCGCAGCUGUGAUCAUGUUUUUGAACAAGUUAAAGGAUUUCUCACAAGCGCGGAGGUGCUAGCACAUUAUAGUCUAGACAAACCAAUAAUAGUAACGUGUGAUGCCAGUGCAUAUGGUAUCGGGGCUGUCCUAUCCACACUAGAUUCAAUAGGAGAACGACCCAUUUGCUAUGCGUCGCGUGCCCUAUCCGAAGCAGAAAAACAGUACAGUCAAAUACAACGGGAAGCUUUGGCCAUUGUUUUUGCUACAAAAAAAUUUCACCAAUACAUUUAUGGAAGAAAAUUUAUUUUAAAAACCGACCAUAAACCUCUUUUAGCAAUUUUUGGGCCAAAGUGUGGCAUACCGUUAAUGGCCGCCAGUCGUUUGCAAAGAUGGGCGGUAACUUUAUCUGGCUAUGAUUUUGUAAUGGAAUAUGUCAAAACUGAUAAUAAUGCUGCUGACGCGCUAUCAAGACUUCCUUUAAAGUGUGAGUCAUCUAGGAACUUACCUGAGCAGACUUAUUUGCAUUUUGCUCGGGACGCUUUUUUACUAGACCAUAGGGCAUUGCGACUAGAAACAGUGAAGGACCCAAUAUUAGGACGCGUUUUUAGCUAUGUCCGUGACGGUUGGCCGGAUAAGACUGAUAUGAAACAACUACAGCCCUAUUUUAACCGCAAACAUGAAAUUUAUGUAGAAUCGGACUGUCUAAUGUGGGGGCAUAGAGUGAUUAUACCAGAUAAAUAUAAAAAACUAGUUCUGCGUGAAUUACAUGAAACACAUUUGGGAAUGAUGAAAAUGAAAAGUCUAGCUAGGAGCUAUGUGUGGUGGCCGGGUAUUGAUGAAAUGAUUGAAGCUGAGUGUCGGGCGUGUGGGACCUGCGCCUCGCAGGCUUCUUCACCACCAGCUCACACUCCGUGCCCAUGGCCAUGGCUAGGUCGACCCUGGAGGAGAAUACAUUUAGACUUUUUGGGUCCCGUGGUAGGAAGUACUUUCUUAGUGGUCACAGAUUCCACCUCGAAAUGGAUAGAAGUUUUUAAAGUGAGAGGCACAUCGGCCAAAGAAAUUAUAAAAAUAUUAAGACAGUUGUUUAGUCAAUUCGGAUUGCCAACUUUAGUGGUGUCGGAUAAUGGUCCACCUUUUUCCAGUACGGAGUUUAAGUCAUUUUUGACAAAUAACGGUAUUGCUCAAACAUUUUCGGCUCCAUAUCACCCGUCAUCAAACGGAGCCGCCGAAAAUGCGGUAAAAAUAUGUAAAAGGGUUAUAAAGAAAGCUAUAUGCGAUAAUGUAGACAUUGAGGUAGCGCUGCAUCGGUUCUUAUUGCUUUAUCGCAAUACGGAACAUGCAACCACGG